Messenger RNA from Pan troglodytes (chimpanzee), 894 nucleotides. RefSeq names its product dehydrogenase/reductase SDR family member 6-like. The transcript has a single exon. Lineage: Eukaryota; Metazoa; Chordata; Mammalia; Primates; Hominidae. Gene Ontology annotation, molecular function: 3-hydroxybutyrate dehydrogenase activity. Gene Ontology annotation, biological process: siderophore biosynthetic process. Bases 65 to 802 code for a protein of 245 amino acids. The record is from RefSeq and is a predicted model, not a curated record. Gene Ontology annotation, cellular component: cytoplasm.
CUCCCACCGAGUUCUGGAGAACGCCAGCAGCUCGCUGCUUAAAAUUAAACCACAGGGUUCCAUUAUGGGUCGACUUGAUGGGAAAGUCAUCAUCCUGAUGGCCGCUGCUCAGGGGAUUGGCCAAGCAGCUGCCUUAGCUUUUGUAAGAGAAGGUGCCAAAGUCAUAGCCACAGACAUUAAUGUGUCCAAACUUCAGGAACUGGAAAAGUACCCGGGUAUUCAAACUCGUGUCCUUGAUGUCACAAAGAAGAAACAAAUUGAUCAGUUCGCCAAUGAAGUUGAGAGACUUGAUGUUCUCUUUAAUGUUGCUGGUUUUGUCCAUCAUGGAACUGUCCUGGAUUGUGAGGAGAAAGACUGGGACUUCUCGAUGAAUCUCAAUGUGCACAGCACGUACCUGAUGAUCAAGGCAUUCCUUCCUAAAAUGCUUGCUCAAAAAUCUGGCAAUAUUAUCACCAUGUCUUCUGUGGUUUCCAGCAUCAAAGGAGUUGUGAACAGAUGUGUGUACAGCACAACCAAGGCAGCCGUGAUUGGCCUCACAAAAUCUGUGGCUGCAGAUUUCAUCCAGCAGGGCAUCAGGUGCAACUGUGUGUGCCCAGGAACGGUUGAUACGCCAUCUCUACAAGAAAGAAUACAAGCCAGAGGAAAUCCUGAAGAGGCAUGGAAUGAUUUCCUGAAGAGACAAAAGAUGGGAAGAUUUGCAACUGCAGAAGAAAUAGCCAUGCUCUGCGUGUAUGUGGCUUCUGAUGAAUCUGCUUAUGUAACUGGUAACCCUGUCAUCAUUGAUGGAGGAUGGAGCUUGUGAUUUUAGGAUCUGCAUGGUGGGAAGGAAGGCAGGCUCUUCCUAUCCACAGUGAACCUGGCUAUGAAGAAAACUCACCAAUCAUCUCCUUCCUG